CACUAGAUUGAAUUUGAAUUCAAAAGAUCAUAGAUCAAAAUAUAUAACCUAAUACCCAGAGGUUUGUUCUUAUGAUGUAGUCUGUUAGAACGAUAGAGUUUAUCAUGCAGGUUUCUAUGGUACUUUCAUUUCUUCUUAUUUUUGCCCAUUCAAUAGCAAUUAAUGCUCAACAGAGAAACUUCAACUUGAGCCGAGGCUCUUCUCUCUCUCCCACUGAAAAUUCAUCACUAUUCUCACAAUCUGGCAAAUUUGCCUUUGGGUUCUUUCCUUUUGGUGACGGCUUUGCAGUAGGCAUAUGGUACGAAUCAGGAACUUUACAAAAAACUGUUGUCUGGACAGCCAAUCGGAAUGAUCCUCCGGUAUCUCGCAAUGCCACCAUUGGAUUGACAAACGAUGGUAGGCUCAUCGUGCAUGAGGUGGGAGUCCAAGAAAAACCCAUUGCCAAUACUACAGGACCCGCUUUAUUUGUUUCCAUGCUCGAUUCUGGCAACCUUGUUCUCUACAAUUCAAAUUUAACAAUUAUAUGGCAAAGUUUUGAUUAUCCAACAGACACCCUUCUGCCAGGUCUACUCUUAAGAGCUGGGGAUGAACUCGUUUCUAGUAUCUUUGAAACCAAUCACUCGAUGGGAAGCUUUCGGAUCAAGAUGCAGACCGAUGGGAAUAUUGUGAUGUAUCCAGUUGGUUCUCUUGAUGCUCCAGACUUUGCUUAUUGGGCAUCAGUAACAAAUUUUGUAGGAAAGAACGCAACUCUGACGCUGGAUGGAAACGGCCGCUUGUACAUGCUCAAUAGUAGUGGCGCUGAGGUGAAGAACAUCAAUAAUGCAGCUGUUCCGUCUGAUGGGAAGAUGUAUCGAGCCACAAUUGAUGCAGACGGGAUAUUCAGGGUGUAUUCUCAUAACUUGAUUGAAAAUGGUAGUCAAUCAAUCGAGUGGUAUGUGCCAGAUGAUAGAUGUAGACCUAAAGGCAUAUGUGGCAUCAAUGGGUAUUGUGAUCUCAUAAAUCUACAGCCUGUUUGUGCUUGUCCUCCUGGAUUUGAUUUCAUCAAACAUGAGGAAAAAAAUUUGGGUUGCAAUAGAAACUUCAUUUUAGAAAGUUGUGCCUUUAAAAAUGAUCAUACGGAGUACACUAUUCAAGAAUUGCAAAGCAUUGUAUGGCUAGAAAGCACAUAUGCCAUUUUGCCUUCUAUGACGAUAGAAGAAUGCAAACUGGCAUGUUUAGAGGACUGCAAUUGUGAAGCUGCUCAGUUCCAAGGCCAAGAAUGCAAGAAACAAAAGCUUCCAUUGACAUUUGGGAGAAGAACAUCACAACAGGAAGAUGGCAAACCAAGCCCAAGUAUGCUUGUUAAAGUAGGCAUGGACUCAGGUAGGAAUGGGACAAUAGCUCCCAAAGAAUCUCGAAAAGUUUUGCGAAUGGACAUCUUAGUGAUUGGUCUUGCAUGUAUUUCUUUCGCAUUAAUUGUGCUAGCCUUUUCUGCUUUUCUUAUCUUUAGAUAUCGUCUUUGGGCGUACAAAAAGAUUCCUUAUAAAAGUAAUGAUCAAGGAUUGAUUGAAGAUGUCUCUCUUCGAGUAUUUACUUACAAUGAACUCGAAGUUGCGACGAGUGGUUUUAGCGAACCACUAGGCAGUGGCUCUUUUGGGACAGUUUUCAAGGGCACAUUGUCAGGGCAAAGAAGAAUUGCCGUCAAGCGGCUUGAUUUGAAAGUGGUGGCUGAAGUCCAAGAAAUGGAAUUUCUAAACGAAAUGAGGUCCAUUGGAAGAAUCCACCAUAGAAACCUUGUCCGCUUGCUAGGUUACUGCCAUGAUGGUUCCAAUAGGCUUUUGGUGUACGAUUACAUGAGCAAUGGAACACUCUCAAGCUACCUUUUCAAAUCCCAGUUAAAGCCAAAUUGGGUAGAAAGAAUCAACAUUGCUUUGAAUAUAGCAAGAGGGCUCCUAUACUUACACGAGGAAUGCGAGACCCGAAUCAUACACUGCGACCUCAAGCCCAGCAACAUACUAAUGGAUGAGUACGGGCAUGCCAAAAUUGCAGAUUUUGGACUAGCAAAGUUAUUGAUGCCAGAGCAUUCCAGAACUUUCACUGAGCCUAUUAGAGGGACAAGAGGGUAUAUUGCCCCUGAGUGGCACAUGGACUUGCCCAUCACAGUGAAAGCCGAUGUUUAUAGUUUUGGGAUUGUAUUCUUUGUCAUUAUAUGCUGUCGCAAGAGACUUGACAACGAUGCUCCUGAAGAAGAGGCAAUUCUUGUCAAGUGGGUCAAAGACUGUUUCAAGGCCAAUGAAGUAAGCAAACUGGUGCCUGAAGAAGUUGAUCAGCAAAGCUUGGAAAGGAUGAUCAAAAUUGGGUUGUGGUGUAUAGAAGAAGACCCAGCAGCCCGCCCUUCAAUGAAGAAAGUGAUUCAGAUGUUGGAAGGUAUUGUAGAGAUACUCGAACCUCCAUGCGCUCAUUCUUCAUUUCAGUAUUAGUUCUUCAUUAUUCAAAUGGUGAUGUAUUUCUUUUGUUCCCAUAAAACUCGAUUUGUAUUUGGAUUUAAAGUUCAUUGUUGCUAUCCGAGCUAGUGCGGCCUUCCAUGCA
This is a messenger RNA of Carya illinoinensis, 2568 nucleotides long. RefSeq names its product G-type lectin S-receptor-like serine/threonine-protein kinase LECRK3. The coding region runs from base 105 to 2459 and encodes 784 amino acids. The transcript has a single exon. NCBI's taxonomy places the organism in Eukaryota, Viridiplantae, Streptophyta, Magnoliopsida, Fagales, Juglandaceae. The record is from RefSeq and is a predicted model, not a curated record. Gene Ontology annotation, molecular function: protein serine/threonine kinase activity; ATP binding. Gene Ontology annotation, biological process: recognition of pollen; protein phosphorylation.